Messenger RNA from Pieris macdunnoughi, 1542 nucleotides. Lineage: Eukaryota; Metazoa; Arthropoda; Insecta; Lepidoptera; Pieridae. The record is from the annotation of a GenBank genome assembly.
AUGCCGGCUUACUUACGACUUUGUAUCAUUACUGCAUUAAUAUACUUAAAUCGCAUACAAGCAUACAAUAUAUUAGCUGUUCUACCAUAUCCAGGGAGAAGCCAUCAUGGUGCAUUCCUGCCCUUUUUUAAAGAACUGGCCCGAAGAGGUAACAACGUUACCCUUAUAUCUCAUUAUCCACAAGAAACGCCUUUAAAAAACUUAAACGAAAUUAUACUGUCUGAAAAGAAGGAGUUUCAAAACUGGGUUCCAGUCACUAGUCCAUCAUAUUUAACGGUGUUCGUGGCUGGAGUCGUGUUAGUGUAUACAGGAGGGGCAUCCUGCAAGACACUACUAGACAAUCAAGGCGUUCAAGAUCUUUGGAAAAAUCGAGCGAAAUUCGAUGUUGUUAUCGUCGAACAAUUCAACAGUGAUUGUGGUUUGGGACUGGCUUACGAACUUGGUGCUCCAGUAGUGGGAAUAACAGCAAAUUCCUUAAUGCCACAGCAUUAUAAACGCUACGGAGUACCAGAUAACCCCUCUUAUACUAGAAAUCAGGUGCUGGGCGGCAGAACAAGGGCAACGUUAUACGAGAGAGUGGAAAGAACGUUAAUCGGUAUUUACAUCAACUAUAUGGUAGACUUUGCGAGUCAGUUCCUUGAUGAAUACUAUUUAAGACAGUAUUUCCCUAAUAUUCCACCAAUAAAGGAGUUAGAAAAGAACAUAAAAUUCCUUCUUCUAUACCAGCAUUUUGUUUUGAAUAGUGUACUGCUUCUACCUUCAAACGUUAUAGAAGUAGCUGGUCAUCAUGUACUCGAACCAAAGACUUUACCAAAAGACUUAAAACAAUUCAUAGAAGAAUCCAAACAAGGUGUGAUUUAUGUAAGUUUCGGGUCAAUGAUAAAGGCUACUUCCUUAUCCAAAUAUAAUUUACAAGCUAUUUUGGACGUGUUAGAACAGCUACCACAAAGAGUUAUAUGGAAAUGGGAUACUGAUAAUUUACCGUUUGAAAUGGAUAAGAUAUAUUCGUCUAAAUGGUUGCCUCAAAAUGAUAUAUUAGCUCACCCAAACGUGGUAGCAUUCUUUUCCCACUGUGGACAAGUUGGUAUAACUGAAGCAAUUCACUAUGGAGUACCGGUAUUAGGAAUACCCAUGUUCGGAGACCAGAUCUCCAAUGCUGCAGCCGUUGAGGAAAGCGGACUCGGGGUACAGACUGCCCUUAAUGAGUUGACCAAAGAGAAUCUUAUGAAGAAGUUUAAAACUAUACUGGAUCCCGAUUUCAGAAGCAACGUGAAGACAUUAUCAAGGAUGUACCGAGAUAGGCCAGUUUCGUCUCUCAACGCCUCUGUAUUUUGGACGGAAUUUGUCGCUCGUUAUCCGAACGCAACAUUUAGAAGUCCCAUUUUAAGCGUCCCAUUAUAUCAGUAUUACUGCUUUGACGUUUUAGGCGUGUUUAUAUUGCUAUUAUUAUUUAUUUUUCUGCUUUUAAAAACCAUAAUACGAUGUAUUAUUCGUUACAUUUCCUAUCGAUUAAGGAGGAAACCGAAAAAUAAAAUUCAGUGA